Molecule: messenger RNA, 2202 nt
Organism: Brienomyrus brachyistius
Lineage: Eukaryota; Metazoa; Chordata; Actinopteri; Osteoglossiformes; Mormyridae
Product: T-box transcription factor TBX4-like
Exons: 8
Coding region: 360-1649 (429 amino acids)
Biological process (GO): positive regulation of DNA-templated transcription; regulation of transcription by RNA polymerase II; angiogenesis
Cellular component (GO): nucleus
Molecular function (GO): RNA polymerase II cis-regulatory region sequence-specific DNA binding; DNA-binding transcription factor activity, RNA polymerase II-specific
Source: RefSeq, a predicted model, not a curated record
CAGAGAAAUGGAUUUAUGAGGCUGAACACAGCACCAACGAUCCGGUACUAGGAGAAGAGUUGCAGAGUCAGCUUCGUCUCUCGCGUGUUUUUAAUAUACCAAUACUCCGAGAUUGAUAUAUGUGUAUAUAUAGUCUGUCGUUACGGUAGCUGUGCUGUGUUGAAUGUUGGUGGGCUAACGGAGGAGCCCCUUGGAGUGCAGUAACACCGACCUAAAGAUACAUAGCUUCAUGUACGUGCCUCCUAAUUUACCAGCAUUGUAACGACUUCCACUGCGUGCCUAUUCGGCGUGGGAAAGCAGACUGACGUUUGGACCGAGAAUGAAGGAACCCAACAUACCUGUUGUAUGAGCUCGAGAACAUGGACGACAUCAAGGUGAGCCUUCAGGACAGGGAGCUGUGGAGGAAGUUCCACGAGGCGGGAACAGAGAUGAUCGUCACCAAGGCUGGGAGGAGGCUCUUUCCAAGCUAUAAGGUGAAAGUAUCAGGUUUGGACCCCAAAAUGAAGUACAUCCUCCUAGUGGACAUUGUCCCAGCUGACGAUCACCGCUAUAAGUUCUCCAACAACAUGUGGGUGGUCGCUGGGAAGGCGGAGCCUGCUAUCCCUGGGCGGCUGUACGUACAUCCGGACUCACCAGCCACCGGUGAUCACUGGACCCGCCAGGUCGUGUCUUUCCAGAAACUGAAGCUCACCAACAACCACCUGGACCCCUUCGGACACAUUAUCCUCAAUUCAAUGCACAAGUUCCAGCCGCGGCUGCACGUCGUAAAGGGCGACGAAAACGACGGCUUCGGACACCAGGGCGGUGCCUUCUGCACUCACGUCUUCCCUGAAACGGCCUUCAUCUCAGUGACAUCCUAUCAGAACCACAGGAUCACGCAGCUGAAGAUUGAAAACAACCCGUUUGCCAAAGGUUUCCGGGGGGGUGAUGAAGGGGAGCUGCAUGAACCCCACCCCCUGGGGAAGCACUUGCUCAGGCUGGCUUCCUGUCAAGGCCCAGCAGAUCCCAGGCUGCGAUCAGACCACUGCCACUCUCAUGGCACUGGCUCUGCCACACUGCAGCGCCAACACCUGCCUCAUGAACCUGUCCGGCCUCGGAGGAGCACUGCACUGCCAAAUUACUAUCCCAGGCACAGAGAUCACAACAGGGCUCGAGAGCUGGGAUGUAAGCGCUCUCAUCCUGACACGUCGCCCCCUUGUGGACUGGAGGGGGACUGCCAUCGGCCAUCUCCAUCAUAUGAGUCUCUGCUAAUGGCCCAGCCAUACAGGGGUGAAGCGCUAUGCUCCCCAGAGGCGUGUAUGCUUGGGGGGUCCAAGGGAGAGGCAGAGGGGCGUGAGCCCUUCAGCCUACUAGCACAGGUGGCAUAUCUGCCCUACGGAUCCCACCUCGCCCGGGAAGCCGUAUCCACAGCCGCCCCCACACUGCCCCCCUAUGGCCAGGCUGCUGCCUGGGGUGACCAGCCCCCAAAUCUCCCCUUAGCCUCCAACCAGGGCACAUGGGAAAGAAGUGCACAUCACCCACUCUACCACAGGGAGGUGCUAUCCCCCUCUCGUCCAUGCUUGGACUUGGUGCCGUUCCCUUCCCAGAAUUCACCAUAUCAGUGCCACGUGACACUGGGCGCCAUAGUGCCGCACUGGGCAGACAGUUAGCCGGAGUAGUUGGCCGUUUCAUUACUAUGUGUGAGAUGAAGGUCACUUAUCUUGUGGUUGGAGGACGACGGCAAAGGAACUGCUGAUGCUGAACAGCUUCCCAAGUGCCGUCUGCAUGCAGCCGCGUGAUCUAGAGAUGUUUGCAAUUACAGACUGUCCUGCAUGAAGACUUUCGAUCGGUUCCUCAACCGCUACACCACCUGCUGUCCAAUACACGUCACUGUGUCCUGAAUGAGCCUUGCAAGAAUAAUGAAUAUAGUGCAGUGUUUUUAUCUAGGGUUCGAAUCCUGGCAGGGCUCCCCCCAGUCCCCUUUGAUAGCCGGCUGGACCCCAGCAGCUGACCUGCAGCUCCUGACAAACCGCUUCCCCUGCUGCAGAUCAGACGCUCACCGCCACAUGCAGGAUGCUUAAUUGCCUCUGAUUUCCAACCGGGGAUUAAAUGGGAAUAAAAAGCUCGUCUGAGAUAUAUGACUGAGGACAUGCUGUCUGUCUGCCUGAAGGUCUGUGUGCUGAUAGUCACGCACACCAGCACGCAUCUGGGACUCAUUCCUGG